Molecule: messenger RNA, 2845 nt
Organism: Vitrella brassicaformis
Lineage: Eukaryota; Vitrellaceae
Source: the annotation of a GenBank genome assembly
GGAAUAGGAUGCUUGUGGAGAGAGAGAGUGACCCCCGUAUUCUCCCGCUCUCUUCGAUCUUUCCGUCGCCUUCCCGCCAUUUUUCGGCAACUCCCUCCUGGUGAGUGAGUGACUCCUUCGCUUCCUUCGGCCUGCCUUACUGCUGACUGAAAGCGCUGCAUCAGAAUGGUGGUCAUCAGGCGUCCUCCCGUCACCCUGCUCUUCUUCAUCGCAGCUGCCGGCCUCAGUAUCGCAGUUGACCAAACCGUGGACUACAUCAACACACUCUCAGCUAGCAGUAGCAGUAGCAGCAGCAUCGUCAGCCAUGCCGCUUCGAUGCCUGCCUUCCCCCUGCAGCACUCCGUGCCCAUCCAGGCGGCAUGGUUCUCGUGCAGAGAGCCCCGGAUCUCUGGCGAGAAGAGGGCUAACACCACUGCCGCUGACGGGGAGCGGCGUUCUGCGCAGCGCAACAAGAGCGGAAAGAAGAAGAACACUAAGGGGCAGCAACAGCAGCAGCAAGGGCCACGUGCUGCAGAAGCGGACGCCACUGCUGUGGCUGCACGUGACUUUGCCCGGGCGCUGUCCUACAUGGGCAGCUCCGUUGCCGACCACACAUGGGAGGUUAUCGAGGUAGGUACACAGACAGGUAUGGAUGGAGGGAUGGAUGGAUGGAUGGAUGGAGGCGAUCGUCGUCUUUCCAGCCAGAGAUAGUGAUUGGUCUGCACGUCAUGUGUGUGUCUGUGUGUGUGUCUGUCAGGAGUUUGGGACGCGGAUGCUGCUGCUCCUGUUGGCCCUUGGGGUGAUCGGGACAAUGGCCUUUCCGGCCGUGGCGUGGGUGGCAGAUGGUUUGAGAAACAAGUGAGCGAACCAUACGCACACACGCAAUUGUGGACUAGGCAGCGAUAUAGUGAUGCGAGCGACUGCCCAUGUGUGUGUGUGUGUGUGUAUGUGUUUGUGCGCGUGUGUGUGUGUGUGUGAGUGCAGCCCCGAGCAGGUGACUUUUGAUAAUUUCUGCGCAGCCGUCUACGACAUCUGGUACGACUUCGUCUGUGUCAAGCCCUACCGCAUCGCCAGACGGCUCCUACUCGCUGUCCUUCACAUCUUCCUGGCACUCGUCGAGGGCGCCGCGUGGCUAAUCGGCUUCGUGUGCAAGCCCGUCCACACGUGGGUGUCGGCCAAGCGGGCCGAGAUGAUUGAGAACGACCUCAUCAACGAGCAGCGGCAGGAAGCCGCCGGCAUCGUGGGAAGGGAGCUGUCGUCGAAGGACAAGUACGUGAAGCGCCGACGAGAGCAGAAGAAACGACGCAGACAGCGAAAGCAUCUGGAGAAGCUGGCGGCCGUCCAAUCGGCGCCACCCAAGCGAUCGCCGGCGCCUUACGUGCCGAUCACGCCCGACGACCACGUCAUGACUGACGAUGGGGCGGUGGUGGUGCUACGUCAGGACCACAUCGACCACGAGCACAUUGACGACGGCGAGUGGAGCCGAGUGGGGGCCAAGGGCAAGAAGGUCAAGCAGCAGCCGGCCCUCAGCAAUGCUGCCACGACACCUGAGUCAGACCUGCCCAGCCACGGCGAGCCUGGUCAUAGGGAACAAGGCGGCAUGACGGUGGCGGCCGAGAAGCCGCACCUUGUCAAGGGAGCGGCGCAUGAGCCCUCUAGCGACCGUCCUAUCAUCCCCUACCCCACCCCCACCCUGCCCCCCGCACCACCUGCGCCACCAGUACAACCACCAGUCGCCCCGGCCCCCGUGGAGCCUCCCGUCACGUGGACGCCGCCGGCCGACAUGCCCCCUGUCCCCAUGCCACCCAAGGCCCCCAAGGAGCCUGUCGCGCCGGUUCCAGUGACCAGGAAGAAGGCACCCAAGGCACAGCCGCAGCCACCGCAGAAGCAGCGGGGCAAUUUGCAGCAGGGCGCGUUUCGCGACACCCCACCGGCACCACCCGUGCCGCCGCAGCCGCAGCCGCAGCCACAGCCACAGCCACAGCCGCAGCCGCAGCCCGCGUCGCAGCGUUCGGGUAUGGGCAUGGGCGGGGGGCAUGUCGACGAGGGGCAAAAGCAGAGCGGGCCCAAACCAGCAGCAGCAGCAGCAGCAGCGGAGGGAGAGGGCGACAUCGACGAGUUUGCCGAGUUGGAGGAGGCAUGGAGGAGCGGUGCUGGCGGUGGCGGUAAGCUGCCAUCGAGUACACCGAAGCCGCAGAGACCCAGGGGUGAGCGUACGCCCAACAAGCCACAGACCUCUUCACUGGCGGCCAAGGAGUCUCCCAAACAGCACAGCACGGCCAAGAAAGGCUGGCGGCCCGCACUGCGUCCAGCUCAGCAGAAAGGUGGUAGUGGCGCAUCCGGUCACGUCACGGGCAGCCCCUCUUCGUCGGCUGUGGGGUCGGUGUCCCAUGUGGCUGGUGAGGGGGCCGCCAGUGUGCAAGGGGAGGGGGCGGGUGUGGGUGGGGGGAGUGGGGCGGCUAGUUUGACGACGACGACCACGAACCACGAGAAUGCUGCAGAGGGUGAGAGGGGCACACGGGAUGGAUGGAUGGAUGGGCUCCCCCACUGUGUUUGCGUCUUGUGUCAGGUGAGGUGUUCUCAUGGCAGUGCAAGGUGUGUUACUCCAAGCAGGCGACGUGCCUGUUUAUUCCCUGCAAGCAUCAGCUGGCAUGCGACGACUGUGCCAGGGUCAGCGACCGCACCGUACCGCACCAACGCCCUACCCCCCUCUCUCUGAUGUGUGUGUGUCUCUCUCUCUGUGUGUGUGUGUGUGUGUGUGUGAGGGUCUUUUCAGGACCUGGAGGCGAACUGCAGCCCGUGUCCUUAUUGCCGCGAGCCUAUAGCGCAGUUCAUAUACGGUAUCAUCAUUCCUGGCUAGAUCACA